GGCCAGGGACCGCCUCCGGGCCCGCGGCAGCCCGGCAGCGCAGGUUCUCGACCUUCAGAUCGGCCGCUGCUGGCUCCGCAGCGCUCGGGUCUCGCGCCAGGCGGGGCAGCUGCAGCGGGCGUCCAACUGCCUACUGCAGCUGGAGCGCCUGGAGCGCUGCCUGCCGGAGGCGUUCGUAGAGCGGGCGAGUCUACUGUGGCGUCGAGGGGAGGGCGACGGUGCGAUACGUGAGCUUCGCCAGGGCAUCGAGAGUCACUUCCCCGACUGGACGACCAAGAUCAAAGGCGGUGGCUUGGCCGAGUCGGAGCGUCAGAUUCUGGCGGAGGCCAAGCUGCUGCUGGCGCGCUACUGCGAGGAGUCGGCCAACAUGGACAGCAACGUCAUCAACCAGCACUUCGUCGAGACGACUGAGAUCCGCAAGGACUGGGAGGACGUCCACUUCUACACGGCCAAGUACCUGGACCGGCUGCUGGCGGCGCGGCUGGCCGGCGAGCGGGACUCGAACCAGCUAGGCGCCCGGGUGGUGCACGCCCUUGGCAAGUCUUUGCAGUACGGCUGUCAACAUGUGUACGAGUCGAUGCCGCGACUUCUCAGCAUCUGGCUCGACUACGGCGCCCAGGAGAACGGCGGCAAACAGCGACCCGCUGACGCCGCCCUGGUGGCCAAGAGCGUGGAGCUGAUGUGUCGCCGCGUGGGACAGCUCCUGGAAGCGCUGCCGCUCUACUGCUUCCUCACUUCGUUGCCCCAGAUCAUCUCCCGCAUCUGCCACGGCCGGCCGCAGGUGUACGCCCAGAUCCGCGACAUCCUGGCCGCGCUGCUCGCCACCUACCCCAAACAGUGCAUGUGGUACAUGCUGGCCGUGUCCCGCUCGUCCUACCCCAUGCGCGUGGAGCGGUGUCAGGACGUGUUCUCGCGAGCCAAAGCCAAGAAGCCCUCGCUGGGCCAGUUCAUCUCUGACGCCACCAAGCUGGCCGAUAAGCUGAUCGACCUGUCGAACAAGCCCGUCGAGAAAAAGACGAGCAAGGUCAGCCUGGCCUCGUUCUUCCCGAGCAUCCGCCGUCUGGUGUCGGCGGGAUUCUCUCAGAUUCUGGUGCCGCUACAGCAGCAGAUGACGGUGACUCUGCCAGAGACGGCGGCGCAGCACGGCUUCGGCUUCCGGCCGUUUCCGGAGGAGCAGGUGUGCAUCGCCAGCUUUGAGGACGAGCUGGAGGUGAUGCCCUCCCUGGUCAGGCCGAAGAAGAUCACCAUCCGCGGCACCGAUGGCAAGAAGUACACGAUGAUGGCCAACCCAAGGACGACCUGCGCAAGGACUCGCGUCUGAUGGAGUUCAACACGCUGGUGAACCGGCAUCUGAC
Messenger RNA from Pollicipes pollicipes, 1355 nucleotides. RefSeq names its product serine/threonine-protein kinase atr. Gene Ontology annotation, cellular component: chromosome; nucleus. The transcript is spliced from 10 exons. Gene Ontology annotation, biological process: DNA repair; DNA damage checkpoint signaling; telomere maintenance. The record is from RefSeq and is a predicted model, not a curated record. NCBI's taxonomy places the organism in Eukaryota, Metazoa, Arthropoda, Thecostraca, Pollicipedomorpha, Pollicipedidae. Gene Ontology annotation, molecular function: protein binding; protein serine/threonine kinase activity. The coding region runs from base 368 to 1321 and encodes 317 amino acids.